Messenger RNA from Mugil cephalus (flathead mullet), 5547 nucleotides. It is a transcript of the gene fgd6, whose product is annotated as FYVE, RhoGEF and PH domain containing 6. The transcript has 21 exons. Gene Ontology annotation, molecular function: metal ion binding; guanyl-nucleotide exchange factor activity. The record is from RefSeq and is a predicted model, not a curated record. Gene Ontology annotation, cellular component: cytoplasm. NCBI's taxonomy places the organism in Eukaryota, Metazoa, Chordata, Actinopteri, Mugiliformes, Mugilidae. Bases 263 to 4033 code for a protein of 1256 amino acids.
GCUCGGCGUGUCCACUCGGCCGGGACACGGACCGUGGCUGAAAACUUCGAAAAAAUGGGAAAAGUAACAGGAGCGAAGACUUUAUCGUCGCAUCCGCUGCGGAGAUAAAAGAACAACGGCGAUGGAUCCGCAUGUUUAACCCCACGAAGUGUUUCCCCAACUGACAAUGGUAUCGAAGGAGGAGGAAAAAACGCAGAUUUUCUCGCAAAUCCAUUGAAAGUAAUUUUUUUUUACUCAUGGAGAAAGGAGCCAGUCGGGAGUCAUGAGCACAGGUGUGAAGAAGCCGCCGUUAGCUCCCAAACCUAAACUCCCCGGUACCACCAAACCCUCCCCUCCACCCAUCGCCCCUAAGCCGGGUCUUGUUUCGCCGACGUCGGCCGCCUCCCAGCCUUCCCCGGCGACCCUCAAGAGGGAGAAGCCGGCCGUCGCUCCCAAGCCAUGCAUCCCAAAAUCCGCGGCCUCCUCUCCGCCCGUUUCGCCGCCGCCCCCCAAACCCACGGACGCCCUGACCCUAUCUCAGGAACAGCAGGAGGCUUUCGCUGAUAGCCUCACUCUCCUCAACUCCAAAAAUGGGAUUUUAUCAGAGAGCAGCAGCAGCAGCAGCAGACGUGAGUCGGAUUACAUCAUUCCCACCUGCUCCUGCGAACUCCGGGACUGUUCCCAGUGCCAGUCGCUGGAAAACGGCACCGAGGUCGGGGGCGGUUUGCACAAAGAGCCGAUGCAGAAUGGGAUUAAUACAGGAGGAAUUACAGCGAAGCGGGAAAAAGAGAAAGGAGAAAACGGAGAGGAGGGCGUAGAUGAGGGUGAUGGUGCACGGAUUAGCAGAAAGCCCAGGGACAAACCUCAAAGACAGAGACAUCUAGACAGGGGGUUGGUGAACAGAGAGGCCCAGAGGACUGAGAGGGUAAAACACUGGGGAAGUUCUGGCGCUGAUCCCGACGCGAACGUUCACGCGGACGUAACAAACUCAAAGUCGACCUGUGAUGUUGCAGGCAGCAUCAUUGCCUUUUCGAGCGUCGCCCUGCGCGAGUCCUCGGCGGAGCACUUUCAAGUAGAGAGCGGCGAUCCCUUCAUCGGCAAAGCGUCUCCCACCAGGCUGCUCCCCGAUCUGCUGGUCCCCGCCGCCCCCAGCAAACCCCUCCCGGUCCCGCAGCCACGGAGGUUUAAGAAGCCGGCCCUGGUGAGGCAGGACGGCGUGGAGGAACAAAAACACGGAGCCGAGACGCAGGAAUCCGGUGUGUCUCGUGACGACCCCUCGACCCGCCGAGACUCAGGUUUACAAGACGAUGAGGUGGACGCGCCCGUGCCGCCCCCUCGCCAGACCUCGCUCUCGCCGCGCCUCCACCGGACAGUCCACGCGCCGCACCCUCUAAACAAAAACACCUCCCACUCCCUGGACCUGCUCUCGCAACCCGACUCACCGAGCCACAGGGCGGAGGGCGAGGGCCGCGGGGAGCAGGAGGACGAGGAGGACGGCUACGGCGACUUCGAGCGGUACCCGAUCACCCACAGCCUCCCGAAGCAGAUCAAGCUGGGCUGCCAGCCCAGGAGGGCGUUCUCCGCCGACGACGGUGACGACCAGCAGCAGUCGCCGAGGGCGCCGCCCAGGAAGCCCCAGCGCCACAGCCUCCCCGCGCCCCCUCCGCCGUCCGUCUGCCCCCCGGCGCCGCCGCACGCCAACACGCCCAUGAGGGAGCUGCCCGCGCCGCCGCAGGAGAAGACGCCGUGGCGCUUCACCCGACCCUGCGUCACCUUCUUCAGCAGGCAGAUCCCCACGAGGAGCAGCGUGCCGCCGAAGAGCCGAGCCCCGGCGCUGGGCGGGAAGCAGCGGGCCCAGUCCUUCUCCGCCGCCGACCUGGCGACCCGGCACGGCUCCCAGAAGAGGAGCCUCUCUUUCCGGAAGCUGCUGGAGCUCCGGCUGUCGGUGAAGAUGCUGCCGAAGCUGCUGGCGAAGGGGGGGCAGUCGCUGGACUGCACCAGCGUGGAGUCGAUCCGGGGGGAGCGGAGCCUGGAGCGGCCCAGCAGCUGCAUCGGCGAGGCCGACAUCCGCGGCGAAGGCGUGGAGGAGUCGGUGGAGUACGAGAACGUGCCGCUGUACGAGGAGAUCCCGGAGUAUAUGAACCUGCCGUUUCACAGCGCCAGGCUGGGAUGGCCGCACGACCCGGACGACUCGGACAUCUACGAGGUGCAGGAUCCCUACCACAGGUGUCAGGACCACGAGUACGAGAGCGGGUGGCUGGGGCAGGACGUCCACUCCGAGGAAGACGAGAUCCACAGCUCGGACGAAGAGGACAACAGCUCCACCUCCAGCAAGGAGCACCUGGAUGAAGCGGACAGACAGCAGGAGGACGAGAUGAAGAGGAAGAAGGUGGUGCACAUCGCUCAGGAAAUCAUGAGCUCCGAGAAAGUGUUUGUGGACGUCCUGAAGCUCCUCCACAUAGACUUUCGGGAUGCUGUUGCCAAGGCAACGCGCCAGAACGGGAAGCCCGUGGUGGACGAGCGCGUCCUCAGUCAGAUCCUGUACUACCUGCCUCAGCUGUACCAGCUCAACCGGGACCUGCUGAGGGAGCUGGAGGACAGGGUGGCGCACUGGAGCGACCACCAGAGGCUGGCGGACAUAUUCGUGCAGAAGGGCCCCUACCUGAAGAUGUACUCCACCUACAUCCGCCAGUUCGACAACAACGUGGCUCUGUUGGACGAGCAGUGCAGGAAAAACCCGGCGUUUGCCGCCGUCGUCCGAGAGUUCGAGACGAGUCCGCGAUGCGCCAGCCUGGCUCUGAAACACUACCUGCUGAAACCAGUGCAGAGAAUCCCUCAGUACCAGCUGCUGCUCACAGAUUAUCUGAAGAACCUCCCUGAAGACUCGGAGGAUUACAAAGACACACAAGCUGCACUCGGCAUCGUGAAGGAAGUGGCCAACCACGCCAACGACAUCAUGAAACAAGGGGACAACUUUCAGAAGCUGAUGCAGAUUCAGUACAGCCUCAACGGGCAUCAUGAGAUCGUCCAGCCGGGCCGGGUGUUUCUGAAGGAGGGGACUCUCAUGAAGCUGUCCAGGAAAGUCAUGCAGCCGCGGAUGUUUUUUCUGUUUAACGAUGCACUAAUGUACACGACCCCGGUCCAGUCUGCGCAGUAUAAACUCAACAGUGUCCUGUCUCUGGCUGGGAUGAAGGUGAGUAAGCCGAGCCAGGAGGCCUACCAGAACGAGCUGAACAUCGAAAGCGUCGAACGCUCUUUCAUCCUCUCCGCCAGCUCGGCUACAGAGCGAGACGAGUGGCUGGAGGCCAUCGCUAAGGCCAUAGACGACUACACCAAGAAGAAAAUAACCUUCAUCUCAAGCCGGAGUCAAGAAGAGUGUCUCUCCACUCAGGCGGAGGGUGUGGUCGACAGCGGCGCCCCGUUGGGUUCGAAAGCUCCCAUCUGGAUCCCGGACCUGAGGGCGACGAUGUGCAUGAUCUGCACCUGUGAGUUCACGCUCACCUGGAGGAGGCAUCACUGUCGCGCCUGUGGGAAGGUGGUGUGUCAGGCGUGCUCGACCAAUAAGUACUACCUGGAGUACCUGAAGAACCAGCCGGCUCGCGUGUGUGAUCAAUGCUUCGCCAAGCUGCAGGAGAAUAGCGACCGCUGUGCCUCCACAUCAGUGUCACCCAUCAAAUCUGGAGCGUUUUCCUUCACGAGAAAACAGAAGAAGAUUCCCGCUGCACUAAAAGAGGUGUCUGCCAACACUGAGAACUCCUCCAUGAGCGGCUACUUAAACAGGUCGAAGGGCAACAAGAAGCAGUGGAAGAGGCUGUGGUUCGUCAUCAAGAACAAAGUCCUGUACACCUACGCCGCCAGCGAGGACGUGGCGGCGUUGGAGAGCCAACCUUUGCUGGGUUUCUUCCUGAGGGAGGAGAAGAACGGGCCGGCCCAGAAGCUGCAGUUCAAGCUGUAUCACAAAAAUACACUGUUUUACAUCUUCAAAGCUGACGACAUCCCCACAGCACAGAGAUGGAUCGAAGCCUUCCAAGAGGCCAUGAUUCUUGAACAGUAAUCCCCAUUAUUUUUUUAAAGCAGUGAAGUCAUAUCAGAGUUACCCCCGUAUUGGUCGUAGGGGUCAGAGGUCACCGGCUCAGGAAAGACUCCAGGUGGACCGGCUCCUUUAAAAAAUACAAAAACUGAACGUGGGAACCCGGCUGCUUUUCCCCCUCAAAGAACUGGAUUCUGCUUCUCUAAACGUAUUUUUUUUAAUUAUUAUUAUUAUUAUUAUUAUUAUUAUUAUUUCCUACCGACGAGAGUGAGUCGCAGCUGUGGGUCAAAUGUCAAGUCCUGAAGCACGUGUGUGGAAGUGAGACCAAACAGUUCGUCCGUGUCGCUUAAAGCCCUCGGAAAUCCUUGGAAGUCUGAAGUCUGGGAACGAAUUUCUAAAAAUGCCGCUGGGUGAAGGAAUCACAAAAAAAUAUACAAAACUCUCCGCCUCGAUUGGAGACGUUCACAUCUGACUGCGCAGUAGAGUUAAAACCUCAGCUUAUUCGAAAAACACGAUCUAAUCUCGUAAUAGUAAAUUAUGGACGUUAAUCUUCAUGGACGGUCUCUCGAGAGUUUAAUUAUGUAACGAGGUGGGAUUUUACUGUGAAAAUAUGCAACAAGCAAACAGCAAGUUCUGCUCUUUUAGAUUCAUCUCUCUGGUUUAGAGAUUUUAAUAUUUCAUAGUCCUGGUUUAAAGAAAUUUUUAAAAUAACAUCCUGGAGACAACUGGAAAUGUCACAAUUAUUGUAGAUAUUUUUUAAAUACAAAGUGCAUUUUUGCCUGUUUAGCCACAUUAGAUAUGGUUAAAGGGUGAUACUGUGUAUAUGGAUGUGAAAGAACAACCUUUUUUUUUUUUUUAUAUCACGGCCGAGAGCUAAUAUUUAUAAAAAAAAAUAAAUAAAUAGGAGGAUUUAUUGUUUUAAAAAGCGCAGGCUGCCACUUAUUCUGGGAGUCAGGGUUUGUUAGGGAGGUUUCUAUCAAAACCGUUGUUUUUUUUAUAGAAAAUGUUUUUGUUUUUUAUGAGAGAACACUGUGCAUGAACUAUAUUUCUAAGAAAAUGCUGAAAAAAAGAAUUUUGAAUCGAAAAGUUUUGCAGACUUUGUGCCUUUUUGAGAUCAGCUGCAAUAAUAUAGGUGCUUUGUUGGGAAAUGUUCACAGUUUCGGAUAAAUUUGAAUGACUACUCACUUUCUGGUCAGGGUACUCAGAAUUUCUACUAUUACAUUUGUGCUUUUCUCUCUUUUGUUGCAAACAAAUAUGUUGGUUACACAGUUGGAUCAAUUUAAAUCCUGCUUUUCUUUUCUUUUUUUUGUAGUGAAGGAAUAAAUACGUUGUCAUAGGGCUUCAUGUACCCCUCAUUCAGAUCCCAUCGAGAAUAAAUCUGUUAAUGAAGAUUCACAUCUGGAGCGACCGAGCAUGUAUUUCUCCCUGAUUGUACAUUAACAUUUGUAAACAUCAGCUCUAUCAGAGUUAGAGUCUCUUAUAAACAACAUUUCUAAACUGUCAGGCAACAGUUUUUAAUAAAAAUAUAUAUAAAUAUA